AGAGGGUUGAGGAGAGAGAGAGAGAGAGAGGGAGAGGGAGAGAGAGAGAGAGAGAGAGAGAGAGAGAGAGAGAGAGAGAGAAAGAGAGAUAUAGUAGUAGCGUGCGCGCGUGUAGUAGAGAGGGACUAUCCUCGAAAGGAUAGGACGGAUAACGACGAGAAGGAAAGAGCGAGAGAGGGAGAGAGACAGAGAGAGAGAGAAGGGGUAGAGAAAGAGAGAGAAAGAUAGAGGUUGAGAAAGAGGAGAAGAGCGUGUGUGCGCGCGCGCGUUCGCGCGUAGAGACGCGUGCGUCCUCGUGUGUGCUUGCGACGUAUCUCGAAUAGCAGGAUUGCACAGAGAUGAAUGGACGGUUGGUCUGCCGUGCCUUAUCGCGACGAUGAUAUCGAGAAGAGGCCGAAUACGAGACUCCACCGAGGCGUCGUCGGAAGCAUCGGGAGGACGAUAUGGCUCUGGGGCUUUGCUCCCUUCAUCCUCCUUUUCCAGGACGAAAUCGACUGAGGAUACUUCGUUCAAGACGGUGGUGAUUAUCGGAGAGGAAGAGCACUGUAGCCGGCAGUGACCAUGGCGCCUCUCGUCGCGUGCGUGUAAACAGUGUUCAAAGAUCACGUUCGAAUUGUGUCCUUCUUUGCUGCUACUCGUCCCUUCCUUUUCUCACUUGCAUACUUCGAUGUCACCCCCUAUUCGUCUAUCAAGUGUUGAGUCUUUCGUGUGUUGUACGAAGCAUCCGUGUUACUGCGGGAAGAGAGAGAGAGAGAGAAAUAAAGGGGUGGAAAUGUUUUAGAAAAAAUCAAAUGUAUUCAUUCUUCUCUACAAAUCCUUUUUAGUAGUGAAGGUAUGAUUGAGUGAAAGAGAUCAUAAAAAAAAGAGAAAAUGUAUAAGGGUAGAAAACCUUUGAAUUUCUUUUGUCAUUUCCUUUUCUUUAAAGAAAAGGAAAUGUCUCUGUCUUUCUCCUUCGUUAUCUCUAUCUUUCUCAUGGGAGCUAAACGUGAUAUGUGAAGACUUCUUGCUGACUUAACAAGUGGAGAAGCAAGAAUGGUUGUUCGGUCUUCCUUGGGGUCCUCAUACGAAUAAUUUAAUGCUAACAGAGGAUCAUCUCAUCAGAAUGUUUUUCUUCGUUGAGCCUUGGAAUGAACAGAGAUUUCUCCAAUCCUCUUCGUUGAAUUUUUGUUUCAGAUUUUCGUUUCUUUCGACCAGAGAAAAAUUAUUGCCUCAUUGCAACGUGACCACAACGAGCACGGCAUGUGCCUUAUCCGUUUAAAUGCGGAUUCUGUGUUUCUCCUACUUGUUCUACAUAUUCAUCCUCCAUGUUGUGUAUGUGUAUGUCCGUGCGUAACGGCGGACGAACGUGUGUGCGGUCGGUUGACGUAAAAGCGUGACGAUAUCGAAGAGCACAGUGACUCGUUGCUGUUUAAGUAUACAUAUAUGUAUAUAUGUAUUGCAUGUGUGAUAGAGGAAUUGAAGGAUCGUGCGAGUGACGGAUGUGGCGACGUGGGAAAAUACGCUGACGAUUUUCGUACGUUCGAUCGGCUUUGCCAAUUUCCAACUAUCCCUAAAUACCCUACGUGACUAUCUCGUUCUCUCUCUCUCUCUCUCUCUCCCUUUCUCUUUCUCUUGCAUAUAUAAUUAUCAUUGUGUACAAAGUUCGCUCUCGUUAAUCAAGUCAGUUGCAAUGGUGUUGUACGAAGUGGUGAUCUUCUACGAGGCCAAUUUGGAUAGAGGAAGCUCAGCACCUUUAUGUCCACUGUUAUUGACGCAUACUUACAGAAGACUGAGGUGUAUCAUUCCACAUUCAAAACAACAUAUCGCUUAUCCACCAUAAAAGGGGGAAAAGGGUGAUGGCCCGUACCACGCGCUCGCGACGAAAAAUGGCGAAUACGAGCGAUGCUCCCUCGACUGCGAGCAGCCUUUUGUCGAGCACGACGACGACUCCUUUCAGCAACCCCACAUCAACGACCUAUUCAACUGAGGGCUAUACCUUCAAUUACAGCGACCUCGCGAAUUUCGCUGGAUACUCCUUGGAUGAACUGAAUCACACAGGACUUUGGUUAGACGUGUGGAAUGGUACCGAGGCUGCUGAUAACGUAACUGAGAGGUUAAACGCCACUGUAUUGAUACCAGGUGGCUAUUGCGACGAGUGGGAGGCAGCCCAGCACAAGCUCUUUCAGGCAGCGAAUAUAUUCUUCAUGGUGGCCUUUCUGGUGCCGCGCUCAUUUAAGGCCUCCGUCUUGGCCCUCCGUACAUUUCUAACGGCCGGAUUUAUGCUGGCUGCGUUAUGGGCCGGUAUCACCAUAUGUGCUCUCGACGCCAUGCUCUGGUGUCUCUUCCUCGGCCUUCUCAACGGCAUACACUCCUUGAUACUAGCUUGUCGAUUUUUACCGCCUGCUCUCAGUCCGGAGCUUGCGGAGUUGUACCUCAAGCUUUUCAAACCUUACAAGGUCAGCAAGAAGCACUUUCAAGAAUUGGCCAAAGAAGCGAGGAUACUCAAAUUGGAUGCUGGUCAGACAUACGCGACCGAAGGGAUCACGCCCGCGGACGAAAGGCUAUCAAUACUUUUGCGUGGACAGCUGAAUGUAACGUGCGACGGUACCCACCUGCACCAUGUCAGAGCUUAUCAAUUCGUCGACUCGCCCGAAUGGGAAGCCACGCACGAAAACAUCGAUGACGUCUUCCAAGUAACGAUACGAGCCGAGGAAUCCAGCACAUACAUUUGCUGGACAAGGCUGAAAUUGCUGAGGGUAUUAAGGCAUAGGCCAUUGCUAAAGGUUGUUCUCAACACCCUCAUCGGUAAGGACAUUACGUCCAAAUUAUACGCCCUUAACGAGCAACUCGCUGACGUUUCCACGGUCAGUGAGAACACCAGGUCGAAUCCUUACAGAGGCGUCGCCAGAAGUCUUAGCGUCGACGCCGUAAACACAGAAACUGCCGGAAGAGUUCGUUCGACCACGUGGAAGGCGCAAAGGAGGCACAGUAAUCCGCGUAGUGACAGAAGUUCACCGGCCCGAUAUUCUCAUCAGUAUUGGGCGCCUGUGGUGGCAAAUCAUUUUCCACCGACUUCGCCCUUCACCCAGGGCCAAAACCUCGGGUAUUCGUUACUGCCGCAGGGUGUUCAAUUCUCGCCACCACGGCGGGCGCCGCUCAUGUCACAUCCGCCACUGACGCGGCAACGUAGUGGCGGUGCGGGUGGCGAUUACACCUUGCUACCUCAAACACCGAAGCUCGAUAGGAAGCGCUCGAAAAAGGGCACGAGGGAGGUGACAUUCGAGACACCGGUAUGACGGUCGCUCGACGGGGAAGGCCCAGCCAGCGUGCCGCUUCUUUCGCUGUCGCCGCUACGUUUUGCCUAGCCCCGUCGAGGUUUCGAGAAUCUUAAGAAGCAAGUCAAAUUCAAGAAGGGAUUCUCAUUACUCGAACAUUCACCUCCUCGGCGUCAUUUUUGGUGGCGUCCAGGCAAGCAGACGCACGAUGGAGGAAGAAGAAGAGGAUGCCUAUUGGCCGAUCGUCGAGCCCCAACCUCUGACCCCUCCUCCUGUUCGAUGUCCAUUCGGACUUAUCAGGAUGAUCCGGACGUCGAAGAGACGACUCUGUGGUUCUAAAAAAUGCGAUGAAACUCCUUCCGCGUGUGCAGGCUCCCUUUAAAAAUAUUUGCACUAGCUCGGACUCCUUUUCCAGACUCUUUCGUAAAUAUCGUGAGUGAUACGAGCCUUAUACACACACACACACACACACACACACACACAUACACACUUACAUACAAAACAUAGACCUAUAUACACGCAGGUACUAUUCGUACACCCGAAAAAACGAACGAAAAGAACUUUAACUUGCUAUAAGAAACAAAAAAGAGAGAAUCCGCGAAUGAGAAUGCAUCGAGGUCGAACGAGGAAGGGAGUCGAAGGACGAAACGCGGUAAAAGGGGUGAAGGAGGGGAAAAUGGAAGAGCUUUUUUACCUUCACCGGAAAACGUCCUUCCUAAUUUUUCGAGGAAUCUCUAUUUAUACGUCUCUCUCUCUUUCUGUUUUUUUCUCUUUUUCUCUCUUUCUCGUAGCUAAAAAAUGUGAAGAAAGUUGAAAAGAGAGAAAAAGAUGAAGAGAAAGGGUCGAAAGAAGAGAUUGGAGUAUAUCGCGUUAUAUCUUAGACGUGCAUAGCCUCUGUGUACUUACACCCAUACAUCGACUGUGAUUAUAACGGAUAUAAUUCUUAAGUCUUUCAAGAGGUAUCGCAAAAAAUCGACUAUAUUGAAAUACCUGUUGAAUUGUAAGUCUCUCAGCGACAUCGAUUUAACUAUUUUAGGGAGUGUCUUCGUAUCGUACGCGUUCGAGUCAUUGCAUCAUGGACGCGUGAUCUCAAACUUUUUCUUCCAUUUAAAUUGCCUAAAAUAUUUGCUUCAUUGUUUUUCCAUAAUCAAGAGACAUAUUCUUUAAAUGUUAACAUGUUCACUGUUUUUUUUUUCUUUUUUUUUUUUUUUUUUAUGAUCUAUUUUAUAAGACUCCUAUAAUAUAAUAAUGUAUAAUACAUUGUUUAGAAACGUUCUGAGAUUAAUCUGCCUAAAAUGUGAUUCACGUAUGGAUAUGUAUUAAAGGACAGUAAAUAUGUUAAAUUUGUUAAUCUAUUUCUUCCUAUGGUUUUAUGACUUCUUUUUAUAAGUUCAUUGUUAAAGUAUCGUAAAGGAGUCAAAGUAUUUGCUAUUUACUCUCUCUCUCUCUCUCUCUCUCUCUCUCUCUCUCUCUCUCUCUCUCUCUCUCUCUUCCUCUUCCUCUUUCUCUUUCUGACGAAAAGAAGAAAAUCAUUAGUCUUCCUCCGGGUUUUUCAUCGACAUGUCCAAGCCAUAUCGAUCGUGGGUAGUUGCACAAAAAAAAAAAAACGAAGUUCCACUCGUCGCAAAAACGAUACCUCGACUCGACACGAAGAUCUCUAAUCACAAGCGAACUGAUACUUGCACUAUUUCAAUAUACCAUGGGCCAUUCUCACCUUUCCGCCACUCCAUCACAAUUCUCCUAACUCAUCGACUUUAGGACAAGCGCGUUUCGCGUUACACGAAACGUCAAAUAUAGAAACUAAUACAAUGGACAAAAAUGGACACGAGACAUUGAAGUGAGUUAUAUUCACAUAUAUAAUGCAAUAAGUGCUUUGUUUAAAAAAAAAAAAAAAAAAAAAAGAAUUAAAAAAUCUGCAAUAAAGUGCUUCGAGAACAAAUGGAAAAAAAAAAAAGUAAAAACAACAAAUUGUAAAAUAGUUGAUCGCGAAUCGAAUUAAGAGACGAAAUGGUUUAUUAUUAACAUAAAAAUUGAGGUGAAAGGAAGAAAAGCGGGCGUGCUAAAGUAGAUACACAUAUGUAAAGAGGAGAGAAAGAAUAAAAGGAGGAGGAGAAGAGGGAGGGGAAGAAAACGAUGAAGGAAAUAAAGAAGACGGACGACGAUGAUGACACAAAUUAAGAAAACAUGUGUGUUUGUAUGUUUCUAUGUUUAUAUAAUCCCCGCGUGUGAGAGCAAGGCCGAAGAAGAUCUAGAAAAAAAAAAAAAUAAAAAAUAAAAAACAAAGACGCAUAAACGAUUUAAACAAAAGAAACAUUAAAUUUCAAAAGUCUAGAAGGACGAGUGAAAAGUAUUGCGAAAAAAAAAAGAGUGAUGGCAUAGUGAUAGGCAAACGAAAAUAUGCAAAACGGGUGGAAACGUGCGUGUGUGUCUAUGCGUGCUUUGGGUUACGUUGAAGAGAUAUGGGAUAUGCCGAAGAGAAUAAAACGAAAACAUAAAAAAGUUUGUAGAGUACGCUUGCGAAUCGAUCAAAUGAGCGUGCGUGUGUGAUAAUUAAUAAUAAUAAUAAUAUUAAUAAUAAUAAUAAUAUUAAUAAUAUUAAUAAUAAUAAUAAAAAAAUAAUAAUAAUAAUAAUAAUUAAAAAAUAAACCGGAGCAAAGGAUCUUACACGUCGGAAAAUAUGUUUCGUACCUGAUAGAUUUUGCCUGAUAUUUUAACAUGUAAUAUAUCGCGUUUCUUAGAUGAUGUUUCAUUCUACGAGUUCUUAACACUUGCAUUGCGUCAUAUAAAAAUAAGAUAAAUACGAAAAUAAUUUAGUAAAAAGAAAAAAAAAAAAUAUAUAUAUAUAUAUAUAUAUAUAUAUAUUGUCUUUUCUUUUUUCUCUUUAUUCUUCAAUUUUUGAUGAAACGUAUACGAAUCAAGUUUAUAAAAUUAUAAUAAAAUCAGUGAUGCUUUUUCUAUCUUUCAUUUGCGAAUUCGCAACGAAAGUGUUAAGAAAUCGAUCCGAUGAUCUUCGCAAAUCGCGUAGUAAGAAUCCUUAUUGUAGAUCAAUGGUUUCACUGAAGGAUAUAUUUUGCUUUUGACUUCGAUUAGUGGGCGUGUAACUAGCAAUCAUAUACAUACAUAUAUUAUAUCGAGUCGCAAUGAUAUUUAUAUACGAGCAUCGUUAUAUAAUUCAUCGUUACGAUUUUUCCAUUAUAAAACGAAGUACAAACUAUUCGUUGUUUGGUUUCCGAUCGACGUGCCUAGUCAGCAUUUUGCGUUUUAGUAAAGUAGAAGAAGUCGUAAAAUAUGGUCUUUCCUCGUUCGCCAUAAGCAAUAGCGUUUAAAGACCUGUGUAGAAUUAACACAUAACACGAGGAAAUAAUCGAUCGAUAUAAUGCACACACACACACACACGCGCGAUAGUUGUUACGGACUCGAAUCCAUCGAACGCGAAUCAUUUUUUCUAUUGUACAUAAAUAUAUUGUGCGAGCAAAAAUUUCGUUAUUGUAAUAUCAAGUUAAACAAAAAAAAAAAAAAAAAAAAGAAAGGACAAAAGAGAGAGAAAAAUUUGUUUUAUCAUUUUUAAAGCGUUACUGCUUCACGAAGGACGGAGAAAUUGAAUGAAAAUUGGAAAGAAUUAGUUCAAAAGCGGCCCGUCCCGAUUCUUUGACCACCAAAUCAGCCGCACGUCGAUAUUGGCACGAGACCAGCCGUGCGAAACGCAAGGGCCGAAUUUCUGGCUUGAUUUUAGGCUGAGUUAUUUACAUACGAAUAGAGACCGAACGGAAUACAUUUGGCAAAUAUUUCUUCGUACGCUCGAUCGUUUCGACGUCCACAUAUGCGUUCGAUGUACACGAUACAGACAAAAAAUAUUUCACAGUCGCAUAUGCGAUUAUGAAAUAUAAGUUACGAGCUCGAGCUCAAAGUACCCCACCUAUCUUUCUCUCUUUCUUUCUCUCUCUCUUUCUCUCUCACUCCCUCACUCUCUCUCUCUCUCUUUCUCUCUUUCUCUUUUUUUCUCUCUCUUUUUCUCUCCCUCUUUGUAAGAAAAGUACACACUCUUUCGAUUUAUCUGUCUUUAAAUUUUUUAUUUCAUACUACCAGUGGCAAAUAUUAAUUAUCAGCCGAUCGAUACUCGGCUGUGAUAAUAUUAGAAAAGACGCGAAAUAAAGAAAUCGCAAAUGAAAAAACACAUAUCAAAUGUAGGGUGCUAGGAUAAGCUAUUGUAUAUUCGAACAAUGGUUUCUCUUUUUUUUUUUUUUUAUUCUCGUGGAAUGUAAUUUUGUAAUGAUCUCCGAUAGAUUUGCUCGAUAGAUGAAGAAUAUAAAAUUCAUGUAUUUUGUUAAACUCUGAUAGAAAUUUAUUGAAAUCAAUAAAAUAAAAUUUUUACAUUUAGUCAUUCUACUUAAGCGUCCAAAUUCCUAGAGAAAGAAUUGUUAAAAAUAUUUGUUUUCGAGAAAGAGAAAAAGGGAGAUAGCUUGAAAAGAGAGAUGAAGAUAAAAAGGGAGAGAACUCGUGAAAUAAGAGAACAAUAUAUUUUCCGACGUAGGAUCGGCUUUAAAAAAAAGGGAUGCGUCUGAAUGUGCGCGAGUGUCUUUAUCGAUGUUGUGAACCGUGUUACCAGAAACAAAUAAAAUGAACAAAAAAAGAAGAAGAAGAAGAAGAAGAGAUAUAAUGAGGAAAAUAAAACACAAGAGACUACAGGGGCGACUGCAAACAAAAAAAAAAAAACAAAAAAAAAAGAAAGAAAAAAGAAAGAAAUAAGAAAACGCACGUAAAGCCAACAAACACACCAACGUGACUCACGAUUACAAUAAUAAUUGAUGACGAUGUUUACGACGAAGCGAAAAAGAAAAAAAAAAAAAUACACUAACACCGUACCAUGAACAAAAACGACAAGACACUGUAUAUUAUUGCUAUUAUUUAUUAUUACGAUAUGUUCGUUGACUAUUAUGUUAGAAAUAAAAACUACAUUGAGAAAUGA
Molecule: messenger RNA, 8220 nt
Organism: Vespa crabro (European hornet)
Lineage: Eukaryota; Metazoa; Arthropoda; Insecta; Hymenoptera; Vespidae
Product: blood vessel epicardial substance-like
Exons: 7
Coding region: 1836-3275 (479 amino acids)
Cellular component (GO): sarcolemma
Molecular function (GO): cAMP binding
Source: RefSeq, a predicted model, not a curated record